AACAAUUACUGAUCCUGAUGCUGUGGAAGGGUCUUGUAAAGGGAAAAAUCGAGGAAGAGUCCAGAAUAAACGAAUUGGCAGUGACUCUGCUGGGUCCCAACCACCCGAAGACAUCAUCCUACAGUGAAUAUCUUCAGUUUUUACCUCCAGCUCCUCCAUCCACCAACUCUACCCUCUGGUACCUCCAGCAGCACUCGUUUGACGUGAAGAAAGCUUGUGCAGACUUACUCACCUAUGAAGAUGAUAUCAGCAAUAAAAAUUUCGAGAGAAGUUCUGAUAACGAUGUGAUCGAGAUCCCAUAGCAUGAGAUUUCCUGCUUCAAAGCAGGAAUACUCAAGCCUAAAUUGUUUCGCAGGUCUAUCGUUACCAGGCGUCGACGAGGCCUUGACAAAAACACACAUAUCGAUUUGACCUUAAGUGAUGAUGACACUCCCCAAGACAGAAGAAAGAAACGAGAAGAGCGGAAGGGCCUCACCUGGUUGAAGAAGCUUCUUGCACGUGAGAGAAGUAAGAAACAGUCGAGUAAAGUGGAGACUGUUGAUGCCCACAGUACAGGAAAUCGCCGGAAUGGAGCUCAGAAGCUGGUGGAAAAGGUCUUGGAGGUAGAAGAAGACCCGGAGGCCCCGGGGAUAAGCGAUGAAAAAAUAGAUAAGUGUUUGAGUUAUCCAACUGAUGUGUGUCCAGUGUCAACUACUGUGUCACUAACUGAUGACAUCAGCCCGGGACAAGGGAUUUUCUGCUAUGAUGUCGAUUUAUUCAAGAAUGAGGAUCAUCGCGAGCUUAAUUUCGACAUUGACACGGAUUUCAGAGAUCCUGGAGAUUCAAUGAAGAUUGACAGUGCGGGGAUUGAUGAGGGGGAGUACUCGGUAACGAGUAACUACUGUGUUGAUGAGUAUGAGAAUAUUUCGAUGAUGGAGAGUCUUUCUGGCGACGAUCUGAAUGCUCAGAAGGGAUUGGAGAGAGUGUCUCCGUCCACCAUCAAGAGGAAUACGAUGGAUAGGAGUUAUUUGAUUGAUUAUUAUCUUUCUAAUGUGGAUGAUCUUGGAGAUGCUGGACUGUUUGGAGAGACUAUUAAACCUCCUCGUUCUCGUGGGGGCAAUUGUAGGAAGGAGUGUCCUCUCGUGGGCUCGCUGAAGGGGGAUUCAGGAGUUGAGGCAGGGAAGAUAAGUCUUGAGAGCAUGUUGGAGGUCAUGGAGAAGCCUUUUCAUGUUGCCAAAGAUGUACAGUACAAUUUUGGUGGAUCUGGGAGUCGACAGGAUGGAAGGGAUACACUUUUUUGCCAAGGAAUCAUUCCUGAUUUUAUAGAUUCUACAUUGUCCAGUGUAUCUUCUACCACGUCGAGCUCUGCCACUCGCAGCCAAUUGUGUCUUCCUUCUGUUUCAAGGCAGAUUAAUUAUGUUAGCUCUGAACGAUUUAGUAAACCAAUAUCUUCCGUUAGCAGUAGUUUUGAUGAAUCUGGAAUCGAGAUGAACAGACUUUCACCACCGAAGAUUGGAGACAGCAGGAAGAUGGUGUGGGUUGAAGGUAUGAGGAUUAUUUCGAGAGGGGUAGAUCGUUUUUUUAGUCAGCUUUUUGUGUUUGGGUUCGAUGGGACUUGAUCGAUAGACACUCCUUACUUAUUUCGUGGGGAUGAUUGACGGCAGAGGAGGGAAGGGGGGAGAGAGAAUCGUAGACGAGACUUUCGCGUGUUCUUGGUGAUUAUACAGGAAGUCUUUUGGAUUAAUAAUUCAUUUAGGAAAAUUCUUGUCAGUUAUUAAUUCAUGAAUUGGGGGCAACAAUGAAGAUAUAAUCGUCACUGAAGAUGGAACCUCAAAAAUAUUUGUUUUCAAUUAUGUGGAAUUGAAAAUUCAGGAUAAUCCUUUCAAGUUAAUUCGGGAAUUGGAUGGAAGAAUGAGCAUGUGAUCAGGGAGAGGUAUUUUGUCGAUCGAGCGGUGGUUGGAUGGAUUUAGAGUAAAUGGAUCGAAAGUUUAACGAAUAUUCAGCUCUUUUCCACCCCUAUUUUUUUUACUCUAAUAUAUUUUACGCUUUUUGAUGGGCUAAAAAUAGCUCGGAAUGUCAUUAAAAACUUCAAGGUUGAUAAGAUUAUUGGGAAAUUUUCCAAAUUCUCUCAACGAUUCGACUGAGGAAGUCUUAAUCGGGAAACUCAGUUGACCUUGUUGACAUCUAAAAUAUUUCCAGUAUUUGGGGUGCCUUUCAACUAUUUUUACGUUUCGUUGCUUUUAGAAUUGAUAAAGGACAAUUAUUUUGCAUUAUUAAUUCACGAACUGAGGGCUGCGAUGAAGAUACACUCCUCAAUGAAGACAGAAGCGAAAAUAGACCGAAUAACUAAAAAUGGAGUUUAAUUGUUUUUUUGAAUAAUUACAGAUACAAUUGGGAAUUCACUCCAGAAGUCAAAGAACACGUUGUAUCAUCCAACGUGAAGCAUAACGUGAAAUCAAUUGGAGGGUGAAAAGUUUCAUCAAACUGUCGUAUUCAGUUUCAUGGAACAAGAGGAAAGAAAAACUGAACCAAAACUCAAGAAUAAAGUUAUGAUGAUAACAUGGAUUAUUUAAGUUGCCAAAUGAUUGAAAACACUAUGUAGUCGAUCUAUUACACUCUGUAAUCUUCGUUUAAUUCAAAGGAUACAAUUCGACAUGUAUGCGUACGUAAGAAUAAAUGCAUUAAAUAUUGUAUACUGAAAUAAUAUGAAUAAUGUUAAUGGAGUGACAUGGGGUUGGAAAUAUUUCACGGGGAAAAUUGUGCGCUUGCGCUUGGAAAAUUUUCGUAUUGGUGGGUGUUAAGCUUCGCAGCACCAACACAGAGAUGUUAGAUUACGAAAGUCCACCAUCCUUCCAGUAUUCAUGCAGUAUACCGGUGCGUGCCGUCCCAGAAUGUCGUUUAUUUAUCGAGACAAAUAUUAUCACGAGACUUGAAAAUCUCGAUUGAAACGAGUAAUAAAUCAAACCGUUAACCGAUUAAAUUUCAAAAAUCAUAAAUUACCACUAAUCCACGUCCAUUCCCGAUUAUUAUUCUUCGGAAUGAUCCGAAAACUCAUUGAAAAGUAAAACCCCUAAUCAGUCAUUGGCCCAACGAUUAAAAAAUUUACCUUAAAAAUCUAAAUCAUCUGAAGCACUCACUUGAAGAAUGAAAAUCCAAUAAAAAUUCGCCGCGAAAUCGGAAUAGUCGGACGUUUCCCUUCAGCAAAAGAAAAAUCGUUAAAAAGUCCAUUAAUUCCAUAACCGAGUGAGUGACACCGAGAAAAGAAUAAAAUUCCCAAUGAGAAGAUGCAAUUCCACAACUGCAUUGACAGCUUAACAGUCCGUGACAUAGAUAUUGGUGCGUGGAAGACCUGAAUAAAUAAACAAUAAACUUGGUGCAAGUGUUUCAACUCCUGUAAUAAAGAGUCAAGUAAGUCAUUAAAUUUCCCCCUCGACCCCCAACCCCCUGUCACCCCAUCAAAUGCGCAAAAUCAUGAUAACAAAAUGCUAAUCGGUUUUAGCGAUUAAAAAAAAUACGAUACAUGGCAAAACGUGUUUCUUAAUUACCUCUAAUUUUCUCAAUUAAUUGAUCGAUGAAUUUACAGUGUAAAAAAAUUAAACCCACGCGCACGUCGUAGUACUAGACGCGAUUGUGGUUCAGUAAUUUCACUACACAUACAUCGAAUUUCUCUGUACAUCGUAAACACCUUCUGAGCCUUCUGAGUUCUACGUCGAAAUCGAAAAAUCUUAUUAAUAGAAUCUCGAGUUUUCCCGUCGUGCAGUUAACGCUCGAGAAUUUAUGAAGAAAAAAAAAUCAUUAAGACUGGAAUAAUGACAAGAUGUUGAUAUUGUUUAUAGAGAUGAUUGCAUACGGUAUGAAGACGGCAUCUUCACUUGUUAAAGGGCAUGUCAAAGUGAAUGUAAAUAGUGAAGAGGGCAGGGGAGUGGAGUAGGCGAAGGGUUGGGCUGAAGGGAGUUGUGGAUUGGCAGAAGGCGAUAGUCCCGGUAAAGCGUUCAAUCGAUACAGCUUCUCGUUCCAGUGCCCGCCACCCGCGUUUAUACCACCCUACCACCCUGGCCGGACGACACGGCUCUACCUUAAGUCCCUGGUGUGUCUCACCCCUUUUCCGGCGAGCACGAUAUGAAGAAAGGAAAAUAAAUUGGGGGAAUCGAUGAAGAAAUCAUCGUUUGGGAUUUUUCGAUUUUUUUAUUAAAUGAUUUGCCCCUCGUCAUCAGUUAUGUCAAUGGUGGGGAGCAUUCAAUUACUUGGAUUGAUACUUAACAGGCGGUCACAGCAACAGUUGAUACGAAGGCGAUUAUCGUCUUGUCUGGGGCAUUUGUUGACAGGAUGAUCAAUAUAACGAGUUUAACGACAACACUUCCAUCAACAUCAACUCCAUCGACAACUCUGGGCGAUGCAGCGGCGGCUGCGGCGGUUGCCGCAUCGAUGACCGCCACCAGUGAUCGAGAGGGACUCGGUAUAACCAGUACACUCGGCGGUAUGAUUGGCAUGGAGAUGGAAAUUGCCAUGUACAGAAGUGAAUCAGUUGGAUUGAGUGAUGAUUCCGACGUUUCACCUGUCACACUGUCCGCCGAUUGGUCCAGAGUUGCUAAGCUCUUGCUGCUUGCUUCGUUGGCUGUUAUCGGAAGUGUCGGCAACGUAUUCAUGAUAUCGGCGGUGAUGGUGGAGGAUCACUUGAAAAAACGAGGAAAUGCAUUUCUAGUUAACGUUGCCUUGGCAGAUCUUCUGAUAACUGGUUUAGUGAUUCCAGCAUCGGCAAUAGUGAUUCUAGCUGGUCACGAGGAAUCAAUAAGCAUCUGUCGAUUUGAGUGGACGCUGGAGGCACUCUGUUUCCUGGUGACAUCAUUGACUCUGGCGACAAUUGCCGCGGAAAAUUAUGCUCGACUCUGUCUCCCUGCUGAAAGGUAUGCAAUCCUCACACCAAGUAGAAUAACCGGAAUAACGUUCUCCGUGUGGGUGAUAGCAGGCGUAGCAGUGGGGAUUCAAUCUUCCCUGAAACUAGGUCCAGACUUCUGCGGUCGUCGUUUCAAUGGAGUCGCCAUGGAACAAGUAAUAGGUGCGUGUAUUCUAGUGCUGUUACCAGCUCUGAUAACGAUAGUCCUUUACCUGCGAUUGAUCCUACGUGUACGACGUGCCAUAAGGAGUUCCUUCAAGCCCCCAGCUGCCUUCUCCUGGGACUACGACCUCACCAAGACAAAUAUGUGCAGUUUCGCCCUUUUCGCUGUGUUCUGGUUACCAUUUGGUAGUACAGCAUGCAUCAGUAAUUUCCGACGCGUCAACUCCGGAAUAUUUUAUAAUUUAGCCUGGUUUGCGCUGUCAAAAUCUUGCGUUAACAGUCUCCUGUAUUGUGUACUCGAUCGACAUUUUAGAAAUGCUUAUGUCAAAUUAUUUCACUACUGCUGUUGCAAAACAACUGUGAGCUUUUCCAGAAGACAGAGAGGCGAUGGUACCAGAUCCUCGGGAGAUGUCAGACUCAGAGUUCAUAUUAUUCAUUCCUACGCAAGUCCUGCAGCAUGCAGACCCAAUGUCACCAGACCCUAUGGCAAAGAUGUCUAUGAACUCUAA
This is a messenger RNA of Diachasmimorpha longicaudata, 5544 nucleotides long. Its product is annotated as melatonin receptor type 1A-like. Lineage: Eukaryota; Metazoa; Arthropoda; Insecta; Hymenoptera; Braconidae. The transcript is spliced from 5 exons. Bases 4306 to 5544 code for a protein of 412 amino acids. Gene Ontology annotation, biological process: cellular response to light stimulus; phototransduction; G protein-coupled receptor signaling pathway. The record is from RefSeq and is a predicted model, not a curated record. Gene Ontology annotation, cellular component: plasma membrane. Gene Ontology annotation, molecular function: G protein-coupled photoreceptor activity.